Dichotomopilus funicola is the source of this 4296-nucleotide messenger RNA. RefSeq lists its product as uncharacterized. Lineage: Eukaryota; Fungi; Ascomycota; Sordariomycetes; Sordariales; Chaetomiaceae. The transcript is spliced from 5 exons. Bases 1 to 4296 code for a protein of 1431 amino acids. The record is from RefSeq and is a predicted model, not a curated record.
AUGGCCGCCGAGAAUCUUGCGCCGCGGGCUCUACCGCCACCAUUGUCCAUGCCCGCUCCAUCAUCACGGCCAGAGCGGGACCCUUCCGUCACGCACUCUCCGUCCGUUCUUGCCGCACCCGUCGGCCUCGGAGCACACCCCGUCACACGCUCUUCUUCGCACCAGCAACAGUAUGAUCCGUCUCUGGAUCCUGCCAUCAAGCAACUGCUGGACCAGCAAGCCGAGAUUCAGGCCAGGCUGGCUGCUCUGCUUCCGCAGAAGUAUGGCCCUAAUGUCAAGCUCGAGCUUGACAUGCUCCGGCACAAGUUCCGUGUGCUGCGGGCAUACGCCGACGACCAUCAGUUAUCCGGCAGCAUUACCCCCCUGUCCGAGAUCGAGGAGGCGAGAGCACUACAGUAUCAGUGCGAAUGCAUUGAAACGGCCUGUCUAGAUCAAGGUAUCGACCUCCAGGACCCCGGGUUCUUGGAGACACUUAAGUCCCACUACUACCGGGACUUAGCCCCCCAAGGCUAUGCGGCCUGGCUGGAACGGAACUUUGCCCAGUACGACCCCGUUGCGAGGGCGUUACGGCUGAAGGACAGCAUGCCUCUAGAUUUCCGCAACAGCCAUUCGUUCAAGUGCUGGGACGACCGGUGUAUGCACUACAUCUAUGGCUAUCCCCACCGCGACGACCGCGAUCAACACUCCCGGGAACAUGUUGUCCCGCGAAAGAGAGACUCGGGUCUCUCUGUUGGAGCGAGCACGCCGCCUCUAUCGUUUAGCGAACAUCCAAACCGACAUCACGGGCCCGAGUACAGUAAACAGACCAAUUCGCCGCUCUACCACCUUCCUCGCCCCGCCGGGGGCUUCCAACUCGCCCCUUUGGCAACGGGUAGCAGCCAGGGGAAAGACAAUCGUGAAUCAUUACGAGGCUACUCCUUUGUGCCCGAGCAUCCCACAACCGCACCGCGUAGCUCUAUGGACUCCGAGGUCGACCCAUUACUACCACCCCUGAAGCGAAGCCGCAUGGGACAACCGCGUCUCGAAUCCAUCGAGGAGCUCCGUCUCCAUCGCGAUAUCGGGCCCUGCUUGCGUUGCAGGGUAUUACAACUACAAUGCGAUUCCAACGACCCGUGCCGAUCCUGUCCGGAUGCCGCGACCUCACCAGGGACGGAUUUCUGGAAGGUUUUGGGCUGCCAACGCGGCCCACUAACGGCUUUUACUGAAGUCAUGAUUCCCGCGUUCCUGGGCCCAAGGCAUGUGCAGACGCCCAUGACAUCCCCCCUCGCCGUCCGCCGCAACAUGAACGACGCUUUGGAGCGAGUGUUUGCGAUACCGCUCGAUAUUGCCAUGAUGGUCAAGGGCCACUUAGAUUUUGACGACGGGUUUUGGUGGACCGAAGACCUCUCCCAGCUACCGCCGCCCCACCCGGCCCGGGCCUCCUUUCACAAGGACGCGAUGGAGCGAGCGCCGCCACUUCUUGGUGUGCUCGCCGCGAGUUGGAAUAUGAGCCAGACCACGUACAGCUUCUGGUCAUUGCUGAAGUUGACGGGCGCGCUCGCACCCAACCGAGACGUAGAAGAUCCCAUACUGUACCGCGCCAAGUUGUUACUUCGAGAAACGCUCUUCUACGACCUACAGCAGCCCGACCCGACCAUUCACGCGGAGGCAAACAGCUCGACGUCGCACAUUAUAUUCGACGAUGCCGAUUCGUAUGGGCGUUUCCACGUGCUCUGCGGCUGCAUGACCGAGUUCCUGCACGCCUUGGACGAGCAGAUUGCGCGCCCGGGGCCGCUCGAGCCGAAACGCUGGCUCGCAGCCUUUUGCGCACUCUGCAUUUUCAGCAUGGUGAGGACGAUCCUCGUGGACAGGGCCACCAACCUACGCGCUGGCUCGCUCCAGCAUGACGGGAUUAUGGCCAUGCGUGCUGUGUACGAAGCACUCGUCAGCGCCUUUGCCUGGUCUACGCCCAUGCUCCUUGAUAGGCAGGAUGUAGACCUGGGGCAUGAAGAUCAUGAGCUGCUGCUUUCUGCCGGCGCGCUCUUCAGGCGACACGCGUGGGCGGUGAGCGGCAUUCCGUCCUCCAAGAGGUUUCUCCUGCUCCUCGGCAGCGGUGAGCUAGACGGAGCGUUCUACAACGGCUUUAUCAAGCCACUGGGGCCAGCAAGGUCGGGCUCGUUUGUUCUGCCGCCCAUCACAAAACCAGGAGGCGAGGACUCGAGGAAGCCGCUCCCGGAUAUGCGGCCGCUGAUCACUAGUUGGGGGGGCGCUCACGGACAUCCGGAGAGGGAAAUGUACGUGUUCAAGGGAGAACCCGACCGCAUGCUCACAUCGCCCCAGACGAUGGACCCUGGAAGGCGACACACGGUUCCAGAGAGCCCGACGUUUAUGCGGCAUCCAGGGCGUGCGCCGACUUCACCCGUUGCCACGUCAAGAAUGCGAUCAUCGUACCAACGACCGCCGCUGCGGCGGGUGUACUGCACCAAAUGCAACGAGUAUCCUGAGGGAUUCCGCGGAGAACACGAACUGCGGAGGCACAACGACGCCAAGCACGCCGCGCUGGUCAAGCGAUGGGUCUGUACGCAACCGCCAGAGCCGCCGGGCUCGCCGCAGCCGGUGAUUCCGCUGGCCAAAUGCAAGGCCUGCGUCACGCAGAAACGAUACGGGGCCUACUACAACGCGGCGGCGCACCUCAGGAGGGCGCAUUUCAAUCCCCAUCGUGGCGGCAAAGCGAGCGGCGACUGGCCGCCCAUGUCGAUCCUCAAGGACUGGAUGCGCGAGGUGCGCCAGUCGAUCGAUGUGCAGGACCCGGACGAUGCGUCCAGCGGGGAGGACGAAGCGGCUGACUAUAAGGCGUUCCAUGAUUUCAUACCUCCGCCACUCCGGCGGUCGCCCGUGCCCGAGGUUCCCCGUCUAGCUCCAGCUCCAUCUGGUCCUCCCACGCCUCAUGGACCACCUCCACCACACGGCGGUCCCCCACUAUUAGCGCCAUCACUCGAUCGGCUCAACCCGAUCGGUCCUCCUCCUCCUCCGCCGCCGAUGCUUCACCAAACGAACCAGAGCCAGAUGCAGAAUCAAAACGCUUUCCUAGCGCCGACACCGACCCUAAAGAGCGACGAUGCCCAACACACGUCCACCGCGACCUCCACUUCCUCGUCGUCUACCCGCAGCCGUUGCCCGCAUCCGGAUUGUGGGCGUGUGUUCAAGGACCUCGCAGCGCACAUGCUGACGCACAUGGAGGAGCGGCCGGAGAAGUGCCCUAUCGAGAGCUGCGAGUACCACACCAAGGGGUUCGCGCGCAAGUACGACAAGAACCGACACGCGCUGACGCAUUACAAGGGAACGAUGGUGUGUCCGUUCUGCCCGGGCACGGGAACAGCGUAUGAGAAGGCGUUCAACCGAGCGGACGUGUUCAAGCGCCACCUGACGGCGGUGCACAAUGUCGAGCAGACCCCGCCCAACAGCCGGAAGCUUAUUCUGCCGCCGGGCCGCGUCGGAGGAAUGGCUGCGCGGUGCAACAUCUGCCAGAGCCAGUUUGGCACGGCACAGGAAUUCUACGAGCAUCUGGACGACUGUGUGUUGAACGUCAUCGUCCCUUCUACCCCGCGGGCGGGUGGAAGUGUGGGUGGGAGCGGGAGUGGGAGCAACAGCGCGGUGACGAGGAAGGAUUCCACGACGACAAGGACGCCCACGACAGCGAGCACGGAGAAGGGCAAGGAGCUUGAUAUCGAGAUGGACAGGGCGAGUUCGCGGGAGCAGACCACGCAGCCGCGGGUCGGGUCGGUGGAUCAUGUCAACAGCAGCUUUGGCGCGCCAGAACAGCGGGCGAUGCCGGGGCCGUCUCGGAGCGAGAGGGAUGAUGAUGCGAUGCGGGUUGAUCAGCAGCAGCAGCAGCAGCAGCAGCACAUUGAACACGAACAACGAUUCGAGCCACGACCAGCGCCGUCACAUCCCCUAGGAGGUACUCCAAUUCCUCCUGCGACAGAUGCUCGUUUCCACGAAACAUCAGCCGAGCCAGCCCGCGAAUCUCCGUCCCAGCCCCAGCCCCAGCACGAAGCCGAAGCAAAACCCGCACUGGGAGUCGCCGCGUCGGAAACAACCUCUUCACGCCCCGACGAAGCCAUGGAUAUUGAGCGAACGGGCAGCACGAGCACAAGCACAGAACAGUCGCAGCCGCCCGUUCAACUCGGCCAGCCCCUGACGCCACCGAGUCUAGACGCGCUGGAGCCGAAACGGCCGUUGCUGCAGCCGGAGGUGACGCUGGGGUCGCCGGCGACGGAUGCGGUGGAUGGGGAUGCGAUGGAUACUGAGCCGUAG